UGACUUCCGCCUCUAGACUGUGCUAGGCUUUGUCUUUCUCCCAGCGUGACCGCGAGCGAGUGACGUCACCUUCUUCACUAGCACUUUAUUAUUUGAUCGCGAGAAUAACGGUCUCACUUGGCACUUUCUCCUCCGUAUUCUUUAUUUACCGGUGAUUAAACAGAUAAAUCCAUAACCAUGUCUUUGUACCCAUCACUCGAAGACCUGAAGGUUGAUAGAGUCAUUCAGGCUCAAACUGCUUUUUCAGCCAACCCAGCCAACCCAGCAAUAUUAUCUGAAGCAUCAGACUCCGUACCUCAAGAUAGAGGCUUGUACCCUAGACUGUAUCCAGAGCUUGCUCAGUACAUGGGAUUACAACUGAGUGAGGAUGAAAUACACAAAAAUAUGUCUCUGGUUCCAUCUGAUGCGCGCCAGGUAGCGAGACCAUCAGCAAUGAAUAACAUGGUCGCCCCUGUGACUGGAAGUGAUGUUGGAAUCCGCAGAGCAGAAAUAAAACAAGGUGUUCGUGAAGUAAUAAUGUGUAAAGACCAGGAUGGAAAGAUUGGACUUCGUCUUAAAUCAAUUGACAAUGGAAUUUUUGUUCAGCUUGUACAAGCAAACUCUCCCGCAUCUUUGGUCGGUUUGAAAUUUGGAGAUCAAAUUUUGCAGAUAAACGGUGAAAACUGUGCUGGUUGGAGCUCUGACAAAUCUCAUAAAGUCUUGAAGCAAGCAGCUGGGGACAGAAUUUCUAUGGUUGUCCGAGACAGGCCUUUUGAACGAGCUAUCACAAUGCACAAGGACAGUACUGGACAUGUUGGAUUUAUUUUCAAAAAUGGUAAAAUAACUUCCAUUGUCAAAGAUGGUUCUGCUGCAAGGAAUGGUCUUCUCACUGAACAUAAUCUCUGUGAAAUAAAUGGACAGAAUGUUAUUGGAUUAAAGGAUUCCCAGGUUGCUGAUAUACUUGCAACGUCUGCAAAUGUGGUUACUCUUACCGUAAUGCCAUCCUAUAUCUAUGAUCAUAUGGUAAAAAGAAUGGCUUCAAGUGUUGUAAAGAGCUUAAUGGACCACUCUGUUCCUGAAGUUUAAGUGAAACCCUCCACAUAUUGCCUGUAUGUUGCAAUUGAGCUUGGAUGUGUUAAGCUGAACAGCUUUAUAGUGAUGUCAUCUUAGAGACCAGGUUGCAUGUUUGCAUUGUACAAAGCGGCUAGAAAUAUUUCAAUCAAGUCUGUUAGUAAUUCUUUACCUGUUAGAAAUUUUCUGUCACCUUUUUAGAGAAAAAUCUGCAACAUAGUGAUUUCUUUCUAUGACUGCAAAAGGCAUUUUUAAAAAUAAACUUAUACAAAGUGUUGUCAUAUUAUUCUACUGUGAUCCAAACUUAAAUUGUGCCAUUCAGUUCCAAUAGUUUUUGUUUUGCAAGUUUAGAAAUGUGUGCCUAAAAAUGCUGUCAUUUUAUUACAUGUACAGAACUAAUUCAUUCUAUUUUUAAAGCUGUAAUAAGAUUGCAUGUGUAUUGCGAUUUCCCUGAACCAUUUGGAAAAACUGCGUAAAAGCUCAUCAAAAUAUACACUUGAUGCUUAAGUGAUUCAAUUACAUAAUUCCAUAAAAUAUCACCAUAUUUGUCAAUCACUAGGUAUAGAAUACAUUUUUUUGCGCAUGUCAUAAAAUGUACGUUCUGUUAUUUGAUAUCAAAACUGCUUUAGUAAAUAAUUUUGUAAUACUUCAAAACUUAUAUUCCUAACCUUCAGCUCUGUAUAUUUUGUAUAUGAAUAAUGCUAACAAUAAAGAGACAACUAUUGAAAAUUAA
Molecule: messenger RNA, 1783 nt
Organism: Bombina bombina (fire-bellied toad)
Lineage: Eukaryota; Metazoa; Chordata; Amphibia; Anura; Bombinatoridae
Gene: SDCBP
Product: syndecan binding protein
Exons: 9
Coding region: 178-1065 (295 amino acids)
Cellular component (GO): plasma membrane; cytoplasm
Molecular function (GO): protein binding
Source: RefSeq, a predicted model, not a curated record